AUGGAUUUCGAUUCCAUUCUGGAACUGUGUGACGGUUUCGGUGCGUACCAGAAAAUUAUCAUCGGUGUGCUUCUGUUUCCGGCCACGUUUCCCUGUGCUUUCCACGCUUACAGUCAGUUGUUCUUGGCCGCCAAACCCAACCACUGGUGCCGGGUGCCGGAACUGGAAGAGGUAGCGAGUAAUGUAACGGAACUGGCCAAAAACGUAAGCAUACCGUACCACCGGUCGGGCCAGGAUAUCAUCGAAUACGCAAAAUGUUCGAUGUACGCUCGCAACUAUACCGAAACGGCCCGCUUCUUUGUGGGCGAAGGUCAGAACACCACGUUCGGCAACGACGAAGGAGCAUCAAACGAGCUGGUCCCGUGCCAGCACGGUUGGAACUAUGAUCAAACCAUCUUCAAGUCAACGGUCGUAACGGAGUGGGACCUAGUGUGUGAUCGUGACUUCGAUACCACGAUGGCGCUGAUGGUGUUUGGAGUGGCGGGACUGGUCGGUAAUCUUGGAUUCGGGUACAUGCAGGACUACUGGGGCCGCAAGCUAUCGUUCUACAUCUGUCUGCUGGUGCAGAUAACGGCCGGUGCCCUCGGAUCCGUGGUGUGGAGCUUCCCCUCUUGGCUCGUAUCGCGCGUGGUGGUCGGCCUCACCGUACCGGCGAUCCUGUCCAGUCCUUACAUGUUGGCAAUCGAACUGGUUGAACCGAAGCGCCGUAACUUUUGUACGAUCAUCUCAAACAUUGCGUACUCGGUGGGACUCGUGCUGCUGUCGGUGAUCGUAUACUACGAACGUGAAUGGCGCUCGCUAUCGAUGGCCGUAUCCUUGCCCCUGUUGGUGCUGUUUGGCUUUUACUUCCUCAUUCCGGAAUCGCCCCGCUGGCUGGCGGCGAGACGACAGUACCGGAAAGCGCAGCAAUUAUUGCUCAAAAUGGCGCGAGUUAACGGAAGGACGGUCGAUCGACAGUUGCUCGAUGAUCGGUUGAAGGCCCUGUCGGUGGAACAUUGCGGGGACGAAGCACCAGAAAUCGGGCUACGCCAUCUGUUUGCCAAACCCCAGAUGCGACGCAAAACCACGUUCGUGGCGUUCAUUUGGCUCACGAACACGAGUGUCUACGUGGGGCUAAGCUACUACGCGCCGGCCCUCGGUGGGGACGAGAUAUUCAACUUCUUUCUCGCCGGUCUGGUCGAGCUGCCGACGUACAUUGUGCUGUGGCCGAGCCUGAACCUAUUCGGGCGCCGUGGAGUGCUCUUCACAACGAUGGUGAUCGGUGGAAUCGCUUGUGCCCUCACGAUCGUCCCGCAAGGACGAAACACGACACUGCUGCUGUACUGCAUCGGCAAGAUGGGAGUAUCGUCCGCGUUCGUUGUCGUACCACUGACUGCGUCGGAACUGUACCCGACGGUCGUUCGCGGACUUGGCAUGAGCUUUUGCUCGGUGGUCGGCAUGCUGGGCCCGAUCUUCAUUCCCUUGAUGAACUAUACGGGUAAGGAAAACGUGGCCAUUCCGCUGGUUAUCAUGGGACUCGCAUUAACGGCCGGCGGGAUCGCCAGCCUGUUUCUACCGGAAACGAAAAACAUGCCACUACCGCAGACACUGGCCGAUGGUGAGAAAAUUACACUGACCAACCCCUUCUACGGGCCGUUUCAUCGACGAAAACGCCCAGUUGGCCAGUGAAGAGUUUG
This is a messenger RNA of Anopheles cruzii, 1676 nucleotides long. Its product is annotated as beta-alanine transporter. Gene Ontology annotation, molecular function: transmembrane transporter activity. Gene Ontology annotation, cellular component: membrane. Bases 1 to 1668 code for a protein of 555 amino acids. Gene Ontology annotation, biological process: transmembrane transport. Lineage: Eukaryota; Metazoa; Arthropoda; Insecta; Diptera; Culicidae. The transcript has 7 exons. The record is from RefSeq and is a predicted model, not a curated record.